This is a messenger RNA of Dipodomys ordii (Ord's kangaroo rat), 940 nucleotides long. It is a transcript of the gene Bdh2, whose product is annotated as 3-hydroxybutyrate dehydrogenase, type 2. The coding region runs from base 1 to 756 and encodes 251 amino acids. The record is from RefSeq and is a predicted model, not a curated record. Gene Ontology annotation, biological process: siderophore biosynthetic process. Gene Ontology annotation, cellular component: cytoplasm. The transcript has 8 exons. Gene Ontology annotation, molecular function: 3-hydroxybutyrate dehydrogenase activity. NCBI's taxonomy places the organism in Eukaryota, Metazoa, Chordata, Mammalia, Rodentia, Heteromyidae.
AUGUCUUUAGAUUCACGUGCAGGUCCCCUCAUGGGUCGACUAGAUGGAAAAGUUAUCAUCCUGACUGCGGCUGCUCAGGGGAUUGGCCAGGCAGCUGCCUUAGCUUUCGCUAAAGAAGGAGCCAAAGUCAUAGCAACAGAUAUCAAUGAGGCCAAACUUCAGGAGCUGGAAAAGUACCCAGGUAUUCAAAUCCGUGUGCUGGAUGUCACAAAAAAGAAACAAAUUGACCAGUUUGCCAGUGAAGUUGAAAGAGUUGAUGUUCUCUUUAAUGUUGCUGGUUGGUUCUGCAAACCAGUAAGUAAAUGCAUGUAUUUUAAAGAAGUAGGAUUGGGGACACACUGGGUGGAAUUGUUUGCCUGUGUUUUGUUUCGGCAGAUGCUGGCUCAGAAGUCAGGCAACAUUAUCAACAUGUCCUCCGUCGCCUCCAGCAUCAAAGGAGUGGUGAAUCGGUGUGUGUACAGCACAAGCAAGGCAGCCGUGAUUGGCCUCACAAAGUCAGUAGCUGCAGACUUCAUCCAGCAGGGUAUCCGGUGCAACUGUGUGUGUCCAGGAACAGUUGAUACUCCAUCUUUGCAAGAAAGAAUACAAGCCAGAGAAAAUCCUGAAGAGGCACUGAACGAUUUUCUGAAGAGACAAAAGACAGGAAGAUUUGCCACCGCUGAGGAAGUGGCCCUGCUCUGCGUGUAUCUGGCUUCAGAUGAAUCGGCCUACGUCACCGGCAACCCUGUGGUCAUCGAUGGAGGCUGGAGCUUGUGACUUCAAACCCGUAGCAGAGCAGCGUCUCAAGAAAACCACCCCACAGCUCUCUCCCAAUGAAGGCAAGACCUUCCCAAUGACAGUUCCCAAGAGCCUGGUUCUUUGAACAGAUUAGUGUCUUUCUAAUCUCUCCUGAAAUGAUUACGUAAAAUCCAAUUAAAAAUAUUGAACUUGUUGAAAAGAA